CAGUGAGUCGCUCUCCCUGCUGAGGCUCAGCAUCCCUACAGCCUCCUCUCUCUCUCUCUCUCUCUCUCUCUCWCWCACACACACACACACACACACACACACASUCUCACACCUCUCAGUUGCUGCUGAGCCCAUCCAACGACCCGAGGAAGGAGAAGAGAGAAACAGCCAUCACAAAGAAAAGGAGGAAAGGAGAAGAACCAGGAGGAUGAGGACCAGUGUGUUGUGCAGUGUGCCGGCACUUCCCUGCUGCCGUCCCACACACUCUGUGCGCCGUUUCACAUCCCCCCUGCUUCUCCCCCUCCUCCUGCUCCUGAGCAGCAGCAUCAGCAGCGGCAGCAGCAUCGGGGCCAUCCCUUCUCCGUUCCAGCUGGCCCCGGACACCCCGGCUCCAGCUGAGCCCACCCCGACCCAGUCCUCACCGCGCCCGGACCCCUGCGAAGGCCGCCCCUGCCUCAACCGGGGCUUGUGCCUGGCCCUGCCCUCUGCCGGCAGGCUGGAGGACACCUGGGAGUACACCUGCACCUGCAGCCAGGGAUUCACGGGACGCAACUGUGAGUUUUUCACAGAUCCUUGUACCAGCAGUCCCUGUCUCCAUGGAAACUGCAGCCGGAGCGACAGUGGGGAGGAGGGGGAGCCGGCCUACACUUGUGAGUGCAGCGAGGGCUACGAGGGGGAGAGGUGUGAUCAAAUCCUAUUGGACCUGCCGGCCGCUGACUGGGACCCUGCUACCCCCUCCGCUCCUGAGCUCGCUACCCCUGUCGCCUCCACCACCGCAGCUGCCACUCAGCCGCCAGAGCCAACCACCAUCCCGUCCACCAUCACGCCAGCACCUCCCACCCUGCAACCAUGGCAACCCAAACCUGGGCAGAGGCUGCUGGUGGUGCCGUGGGAGGCAGACAGGGUGACGGAGAGUCUGCACUGUGUGAGUCCUGAGCUGUGUGAGCUGACAUCAGGAACUUUGACUGUAUCUCUGGAGGUGCCUGAAGAAACGGCUGUAAAGGUGGUGGUCGAUGCCAACGGAGCUCCAGAGCUUUGGCGAUUGAACGAAGAUGGUUUCCUUCGUUCGUCCAUUUCCAACGGCACUGCAGUGUGGUUCCUGCAGGCCCCUGAUGGACUGGUGGUGCCAGACAACUCGCUGCCCCUGGGACAGAACUACUUCCUCAGUGUGAUGCGUGUGGGCGCCCCUACAGCCCCGGAGGUCACCCUGCGUCUCAACCUGACGGUGAAGGCCAGCAGCUGUGUGGAGCCCGGCAGCAGCUUCAGUGACCCUCAGUGCUCAGGGAAAGGCAAAUGUAUCACGCAGCCCUCUGAGAGCACUUUCUACUGUGAGUGUGAAGACGGCUACACUGGAAUCUUCUGUGAGGAGUUUGAUGCCUGCCUCCACCGGCCUUGUCACAACAACGGCACCUGCACUGACGUGAGACAGGGAGGGGAAGGACGUAACUUCACAUGCAGCUGCACUUCAGGUUACCAAGGUGCGACAUGUGAGCAGAAGGUGGACCCGUGCGCCUCCAGCCCCUGUCACAAUAACGGGACGUGCUACGCCCAGGGCCCCGGCCCCCUGGGGUUUGGCUGCAGCUGCACAGCAGGCUUCACCGGCCCAACAUGCGCCCAGCUGGUGGACUUCUGCGCCCUGAAUCCCUGCGCCCAUGGUGUCUGCCGUAGCACAGGCAACAGCUACAGGUGUCUGUGUGUCCCAGGUUAUCACGGUUUGUACUGUGAGGAGGAGUACAAUGAGUGUCUGUCGGCCCCCUGCCAGAACUACGCCACCUGCAGGGACCUGAUCAAUGCCUACGAGUGUGUCUGCACACAACAGUUUGAAGGUAGACACUGUGAAAUCUUCAAGGAUCCAUGUCUGAAGGUGCGUUGCCAGAACGGAGGCCGAUGUGAGAGCACAGGACUCAAUGCCUCCUGUGCCUGCCCUCCUGGAUACCUGGGGGAGGAAUGUGAGGUCGACAUCAACGAGUGCGAGAGCAACCCUUGUCACCAUGGAGGCACCUGCAUUGACCAAUCAAAUGGCUUCACCUGUCACUGUCCACCUGGGUGGGUGGGGCCCAGCUGCGAGAUCCACCUGCAGUGGAAGCCGGCACACACUGAAGACACUCUGACCAACAUGCCACGACACUCCCUCUACAUCAUCAUUGGAGCGCUGUGCGUGGCCUUUGUCCUCAUGCUCAUUAUCCUCAUCGUGGGCAUCUGCCGCAUCAGCCGCAUCGAGUACCAGGGCUCGUCUCGCCACGCCUACCAGGAGUUCUACAACUGCCGCAGCAUCGACAGCGAGUUCAGCAAUGCUAUUGCCUCCAUCCGCCAUGCUAGAUUUGGCAAGAAGUCCAGGCCUGCCAUGUACGAUGCCACCCCCAUCGCCUAUGAAGACUACAGUCCUGAUGACAAGCCGUUGGUUACCCUGAUCAAGACCAAGGAUUUGUAGAAAAAACACAUAUGAUUGCACAUGUACACAUAUGCACACACACACACACACGCACACACACGUAGAGAAAGUCACUAUAAAGUAUUUAACUAUUUCUUAUGGAAAAAAACAACAAAACAAAAUUGAAUGUAAAAAAAAUCCCAAAACAUACUCUGUAGUUUAAAAAAAGAAAUCUGGAAUUUGAUACAUCUAUUUUCCUGUCAAAGUUCGUGAUAAGGCUUUAUUGUAGCAUAAGAGCAUUCUUUACAUUAAUAAGUUAUUGAUGACGGGCGACACGACAUCUAACCCCUGUGUGUAGUUGGAGCCAGAAACACAGGUGCCCACAUUUCUUAGCAUAAACUGCGACAGCUCUGACAACAGUUCUUACAGGUGUUGUAGAAAUAGAUGCACUGCUCAUGGUGCAUUCACUGUAUCUUUUUUCUAUAUCUAAAAUAAACUUCUGCUGUAGGUUGCCUUACUUCGUGCAUGGUUAGAUUUGAUGUUCUCUGCAUUAUUUAAAAAUCUUUUGUACUUGAUUGUUGGUUGUUAUGGGUUCUUUUUCAUUGCAUUGUAUUUUUCUCUGUUGAGAUUGUGCCAAAUAUUUCAUUUGUGGUCAGUAGAUCAAACACAUAUAUAAAAUGCUAUAGACACUGAAUUUUCUUUUUAAAAAAUACAUACAGUAUUGUCCUGUUAUUUACAUGCAAGUGUACGAAUAGUAAAGAAAGUGGGUUUACUGGAGUACUGUGACCCUGCCAAUGCCACUGUAUGUAUUUCAGUGAUAUUUAGGACAAUAGGUACUGUAGGUAUAUUUCUCAGUGCACAGAAACAUAGUGGGUUUUACUCAGUCUACUUGUUAAUCCCAAUGUACAAAUUCACCUCUAGUAUUGACAGUGUUGAAUAGUUUCUGGAUGACAGUUUCUCUGCUGGAGUGGAGGAAGAGGAGGAGGAAGAGGAGAAGAAGGAGGAUAUCUACUCCAGAAUAUUUGUGCUUCUGUGUUCUACCAAUGAAAAACUCUGUGCAGCUGUGUUGUUUCCCCCUCAAGGUCAAGCAAUGUUUUACCGAUACGCUCAGCUAAUCCUCUAAUAUUUUCUUUCUCUCAUUUUAAACACUGCAGCCACAUGAUUACCUAUUAUCUAUGUUGAAUGAUAUAAACAAUAAAGAUUCAAGUGAACUUAG
This is a messenger RNA of Paralichthys olivaceus (Japanese flounder), 3587 nucleotides long. Lineage: Eukaryota; Metazoa; Chordata; Actinopteri; Pleuronectiformes; Paralichthyidae. The record is from RefSeq and is a predicted model, not a curated record.